Drosophila sulfurigaster albostrigata is the source of this 1137-nucleotide messenger RNA. RefSeq lists its product as uncharacterized. Bases 119 to 982 code for a protein of 287 amino acids. The transcript has a single exon. The record is from RefSeq and is a predicted model, not a curated record. NCBI's taxonomy places the organism in Eukaryota, Metazoa, Arthropoda, Insecta, Diptera, Drosophilidae.
CUCAGCACAGACAAAAUUUUACGUAGAAUUUAUAUUAACUUAAAAAAACGUUUCAAAAAAUAUAAAAAAAAACCAAAAAUAAAUUAUAGUAAUAAAUUGUUCUGACCCGUAUCCCAAAAUGAUGCUCUCCACGUACAUGCACGAUUAUGUGCCGCCAAACGCGAAGAGAUACGAGUUUAUGACCCACCUUAAGGGUCAGGAUGGCUUCGGUGGUGCCAAACUAAUCGAGUGUCAAUGCGUUGAAGAGGACAUUAUAAAACCCCCGAAAGACGCUGUCAACAGCUGUGCUGGCGUUGAAUGGACAGGCAUUGCACCGAUGGGUCGCUUGGUGGAUCCGCGUCUUAUACCGACAGAACUAGCACAGGAUCAAGUGGACAAAAUGGCACUUGCUCCCGAAUCGGACUGCUUCAAGAUGCAGCCCAAUCGCUUCCUCAAAAUCUUGCGUAACGUUUACCCCGAUCUAUACGAGCGCCUGAAACUGAUGCCAAAGGAGGAGCUCGGUCGUCGAUUGGAAACGAAUCGCAUGUUUACCACCUAUCAGAUCGAUUACUGCGACGUCAACGAGUAUCCCGAAGGUAUUUACGAAAGCAUGCAGCCAACUGACAAGGCAUCCAAAAUGAAAUCGGACAAGCUAUUGACGAAUGCAGCUCCCUGCUCUGAGUUCCGUUCAGAUGUGAUGCGACAAAUGGAACGCGAGAAUACUACAGGCUACGAGCAGCAAGCAGAUGAGUGUGAACAAGCCUAUAAGCCGUUCAAGACUUCGUUCUCAGACUCGUCGCAAUUCGUAAACUCGGGCAACAACUCGCACUGGAAGGCAGCGUCAAGCACGUUCCGCAAAGUUCCCAACUUCACCGAGUACAUGGACUCCAUCAGUCGCAAUGGCUGCAUCAUUAUGCGCAAUAAACUUCACGAUCAUUCCAAGUGUCUGGCGAAUCACUGUCGUCAUGAGGUUCGAUUCAACUGCACUGACAUGAAGCCUUGAAGAGAUUUCUUUGUUUGACUUGCAAAUCUAUCUCAGGCCUGACUCCAAAAUAGGUUUUUUGAUGUAUCGUUUAAAAACUUGUCUCGAUGUAAACUCGUAGGUUUUUUUUAGUUGAAUUCAAAUUACGUAAUAAUAACCAUUCCAUUAUCUAUAUA